AUUCUGAUUUCAAUGGACGGUUAGGAGAUUUUGGAAUGGCUAGGUUUGAAGAUUACGGAGAUAGCUUACCCGCAACGGCUGCUAUAGGAACAAUGGGUCACAUGGCACCUGAGCUAACAACAGUGGGAACUUCCACAAGAACCAAUGUUUAUGCGUUUGGUGCUUUCAUGCUUGAAGUAACCUGUGGAAGGAGACCGCUAGAUCACAAGAUUCCAGCUGAGAAAAUGCAUUUGAUCAAAUGGGUUUGUGAUUGCUGUAGAAGUGAUUAUCUGCUUGAUGCUAUAGAUAUAAGAAUGGGACUUGAAUACUCUGAAGAGGGUAUUGAUAUGACGGUUUUGCUGGAAGCAGCCUUCACUUCAAGAAGCUCUUUAUCACCAUCAGCCUCUCUUCCUUCGCCUCAUAACUCCAUGUUUGUUAGUCACACAAUCACAUACGGAGAUGGAAGGUGAAAAGUUUAAUACCUUUCUUAA
Brassica rapa (field mustard) is the source of this 470-nucleotide messenger RNA. RefSeq names its product putative L-type lectin-domain containing receptor kinase I.11. NCBI's taxonomy places the organism in Eukaryota, Viridiplantae, Streptophyta, Magnoliopsida, Brassicales, Brassicaceae. The record is from RefSeq and is a predicted model, not a curated record.